Molecule: messenger RNA, 2076 nt
Organism: Ceraceosorus bombacis
Lineage: Eukaryota; Fungi; Basidiomycota; Exobasidiomycetes; Ceraceosorales; Ceraceosoraceae
Source: the annotation of a GenBank genome assembly
AUGGCCACGCGCUCAGACGUUCGGGACAUCUUUUCCCUUCCCGACCGCACGGGCGCUUCCAGCUCCAAGCCCAGCAAACGCACGACGAAUGUUCCCUCCAACAUUUCAUCGAGCACCAGCUCUGGACCUCCAGGUCUUCUCUCCACAAAGCCAAAAUCCAGCAAACCCAAAGUGGACGGCAUGACGAGAGAGCUGUAUGCGCUCUUGGGAGACAAUGCGCCCACCCUCAGCGUUAGCCAUGCGGUUGUGGCUGGAGGACACAACGAGAUGUUCAAGUUCAGACCCAAAUUCAAGAAGAGACCCAACAAGGCCCAGAAAUGGUACGUUGCGGGGGACAGCCAAUGAAGAUGCGGACGUGAUACUACGCUCACCCGACUGACCCGAUGAACCGCUUUCCUUCAAAUCUGUCUGCAGGGUAAUGGCACCUUUUCGCAACCCAGCUCGUGAGGAUGACUUGGUGUUGCAUCACUGGGUGCGGGAAAGCGAAGCUCUGGAAGGGAAGCAAGCAGAGAAAAGUAAGAAGGGCGACAGCGAAUCGACUGAAGUGAUGGAUGUGGAUGAUGAACCCUUCGAUGAGGCCAGUGAGGGCAGCACGAAAGGCAAGGGUCGAAGGUUGCCGCCCAAAGGUGAGCCGUAGUGCCAUCCUUGAUCUUUCGUACCGCGCUGCGUCUCGUGGUCUCUGACAAUUGCAGCUAAUCCUCAAUCAUCCAGACUACAAAUUCUCGCACUUUAAUACAUCCUCGGGCGUCUACUCGUAUUCCAACGACGAGUACCAUCAGCACCUCCGCGACGACGACUGGACAAAGGAAGAGACGGAUUACCUGAUCGAGUUGUGUCAAGCGUACGAUUUGCGCUUCGUCGUCGUGCACGACAGGUGGGAAUGGAGAGGAGGGAGGGCACGUACAAUCGAAGAUCUCAAGGCGCGAUACUACGCGGUCUGUCGACGUCUAAUCAGAUCCCGCAUCACUACAAGCGAUAUGGAAGCCCGCCAGCAUCUGCUGACCACUUACAGCUUUGAUAAGGCCAGGGAGACGGAAAGGAAAAAGGCGGUAGAAAGAUUGUUCUCUAGGAGUCCUGCGCAGCUGGCAGAGGAAGAAGCUCUAUACGUCGAGGCUAGACGCUUGGAACAGAAUGAAGCACGCUUUGCGGGAGAGAGGGAGGAUCUGCUUAGGUUGCUUGGAGGAUGGGAACGAUUGCCUAAUGGCGAUCGAGCGACUACUGCAGGCCUGGCUGCAGGACUUGGCUACAACACUCCAGGUGGCACUUCGAUCAUCGAAGAGGCCUCAGAUGGCAAGGUGGGUGCUGACUUUCCCUUUCCACUAAGCUUGCCUGGCUCACAACCCCCGCCUCAUCUCCCGUGAACAGCGCAAGAAACGCAAGAUUACAGAUGGUGCAGAAGAAGACGCGCCCGCUCAAUCUUCACGCACCGGCUCAUCCUUGUCCCAGAAGCAAAAGGUGGAGCUCAAGCAGGCACAAUUCGGUGAGUGGAGUGACGUCUGGUUCGCGCGAGGCAUCGCCUCAAGCAAUUUCAAGUGCUGACGAUUUCGCAUCCAUGGCGCGACAGACGAGACGCAUUGCAUCGCUCGCUUCGACCCUGUUCCAGCCGCGCCUUUCAAAGCUCCUUAUCCGCACCUGCAAGGCACCGCCUCAUCUCAACCCCCUGUCAAUCCUGUCCCCUCCAACCAAACCUCCGCUCAUGGAGCCUACUUGCGUUCCGCUAGAGUGCUAGCUCCUCGAUCAACGCUUCUUCCACGGGUGCAUCAGACCCUCGCCGAGCUGCGUCCUCCUGUUGGACCUCGCUUAGUCUUUCCGACUCAACGCAACGUGGAACGAUGGGAGGGCUUGUUGGGCGCUGUCACUGCUGGCUUGGAGAUGAAGAGACAGUUGGAUAGGGUAGAGAGCGAAUUGAGGACGCAGAAAGCUAGAGUGGACGCUCAGAUCAGCGCGAUGAAGGCUGCUCAAGCGCAAAGCAAGACUCCUGCGCAGAUUCAACAGGCUGGUCAGGCUGCUGCCGCUGCCGCUGAAGGUGCUCUUAUCUCGCAGGAAGAAGAGGCGGACAGCGCAAUGGUCCAGUAG